Molecule: messenger RNA, 6362 nt
Organism: Scomber scombrus (Atlantic mackerel)
Lineage: Eukaryota; Metazoa; Chordata; Actinopteri; Scombriformes; Scombridae
Gene: fam168a
Product: family with sequence similarity 168 member A
Exons: 8
Coding region: 266-952 (228 amino acids)
Biological process (GO): positive regulation of base-excision repair
Source: RefSeq, a predicted model, not a curated record
CUAGUGGGUGAAAGCUGUCUUCCUAAAACCCAACACACCACCACCACCACCACCAUCACUGCACUGGCCCCCACGACAAAACGUUGUUGUAGCUGAGCCAGUCUGCACCGACACCGACACACACGGGACAACCGACCAGAGCACGCAAGCACACGCACGUACACACGCACACGCACGCACACGGGAGGAAACCUUUUGUUGUUCGACCUAGUGGCAUUGAUUUGCAUAUCCACUUCCACUCCUUCCUCAUUUGCAUACAGCAAGAAUGGCGAGCGGGCAUCCCACAGACAAAUUCAGUUUCAUGUAUCAACCAGACACGCACAAGAGUAAGAACAGGUUAUCUUCAGCUAUGAAUCCAGUCUACAGCCCUGUUCAGCCUGGCACCCCGUAUGGAAACCCAAAGAACAUGGCCUUCGCAGGCUAUCCAGGGGGUUAUCCUGCCACGGCUCCUACCUAUACACCCAACCUCUAUCAAACAGGCAGUCCUGGGUAUCCACCAGGAUAUACUCAAGCAGGCACUCCAUACAAAGUGCCCCCUACUCAGUCAAAUGGAGCCCCCCCUCCCUAUACCCCUACCCCCACCCCAUACCCAACAGCUAUGUACCCCAUCCGCAGUGCCUACCCUCAGCAGAACCUAUACGCACAGGUAAUGGGAGCGUACUAUACCCAACCAGUGUAUGCGGCCCAGCCACACGUGAUCCAUCACACCACCGUGGUGCAGCCCAACAGCAUCCCCUCCACAGCCCUGUACCCUGCCCCCGUCCCUGUACCUACUCCUCGCAACAACGGCAUGGCUGCCAUGGGGAUGGUAGCCGGGACAACCAUGGCCAUGAGUGCAGGGACCCUGCUGACAACGCCCCAGCACGCCCAGAUCGGAGGACACCCAGUUACUGUGCCAACCUACAGGCCCCAAGGGACACCUGGGUACAGCUACGUACCGCCUCACUGGUAGAGCCCACCCAUCAUAUCUGGAGUCCACCAUCGUAUGCAACUGCUCAAAUCUUACACGGGCUCCCUAUGGUAACCAUGGGAACUUGGCACCUGUCUGCAAGAACAAAACUAAAGUGCAACAGCCACUUUACCAUUAUUGUUAUUGUUAUUAUGCGACAUUCUCUAACGUUUUUACAAAAGCUGCUUUUGUUUUUAUUUUUUUUCUCUGUUCAUUUGCCAACCAGUCAUUACUUUAUUUUUUUACGGUUGUUAUUUUCUUUUUUUUAAAGGAUUUUUUUUUUUUCCCUCAUUUUCUUUUGCUGUGUCUGUCAUCGGAACUCCAGAAGGACUCUUGACCAAUCACGGGUGUCGGUCGCUCCUGUUUGUGUUGUGCUGGUGUGUGUGGUCCUGCCUGCUGCUCAGUUGGCUGGGAAAUAUCGGGCACUUAUUCCUCAUUAUCAUCUCCAUCAGUCACUACAAAGACUUAUUGACUUAUGCUGCCAAAUUUUCUAACAAGUAGAUAUCAGCACAGGGUUUUAACACAAUUAGGAAUUUUAAUUUUUUUUAAUUUCUUUUGCAGGUUAUUUAAUUUUCAAUAUUCUUUCUUUUUUUCCACACUCAAUUGAAUGACCUUUUGCUUUUUCUUGUAGACUUUCUCCUACUUUUGUUCCUCUUUCUUCAUCCUUUUUUUUCUUUCUUUUUUUAAAAUCCACUUUAUUUCAAUUUCAGUUUAAUCUAAGUCGUCUUCCAGCACGUUUGCUGUCUGUCCGGCAGUAGUGAGUCCGUCAUCCCUGUCGUUACGUCUCAAUGUAAGUGCUGUGUCGCUACGAACAGAGCACUUACCAUUAUCCCAUCAUGCUGCGUGUCCCAGUGUCCACAUUAGCAUAAUACCCAGUGUACACUAAGGAAACGUCACCUACUUUAUGCUACAUACUAUGCAGGCUAGUAUGUUGUGACACUAUCGAAUCUUAAUCUAGCUAGAAAACAUUUGGGGUCGCCUGGGUCAUGUCAGCUUUUUAUGUGGUUAGCGUAGGUCAAAGCAUUUAGAAAAUGUAAAAAUAUUUAUAAUAACCGUGUCAACAGCAUGGGUGGUUGUGCACACUUUUCACACACAUACACAAAAACAUCAACAUGCACAGGGGCUCCUGUGGCGUGUCGAAAAACACAUGAUCACUUAGUGGCACUUACUGUACAGUACCUCCAGUUAUGUCGUUACUGAUCAACAUACACACACACACACAAAAGCAAACACACACACACACACGCAACAUGGAUCCUAGGGGUGUGCAUGGCAGACACAGCCAGCAGAGAAGGAGUUUAAAGGGAUUGUGUUGGCACCGAGAGAGGAAGAGCAGGACGAGACAGAGAGAGGGGCAGACAAAGUAGGAUGAGGAGGAUGAGGAGGAUGAGGAGGAUGAGGAGGAAGAGAAGGAGGAGACAACGUGGUCACAGUCAUUUCAAUUCAAGGCACAAGAUAUUUGAGUUUGUGACAUCUCACCUGAAAGAGACUGCACAGACACAUUGCCGUUUGCACUACACGUGUUGAACUGUGGUUUCUCACUGUGAUUAUGUCGUCUCCUCCCUCUUUCUCCCAGAAGAGGACCAAUAACCAAACACUCGACAAACAUAAACCCAGACUCUGAGCAUACACUUAUAAAUGGACAAGUUGAAUACAUGAGCCCAGCAGCUGGAAGGGAUUUAAUCUUUUAGCUCUGCAGGAACAUCUGGAUGCUCGUGCAGGCAGGAAAUUGUGUCCAACCAGGUGGCUGCAGUGUAUGUACACAUGGUCCAUAUCAUAAGGAUGUUUUAUUGUCAGAAUUUAGGUCAAACAUUACAGUUACAGACACUCCUGUGUGAGAGUGCAAGAGCUAAAUCGGAGUGCUGUGAUCAAAACAGGGCAGUGGUGAUGCAGUGUCACUCAGUCACUGGCUUUUAAACCAGUUCAGUCCCUCUUCAGAGGAUCAGAAGCUAAGCGGCAUGACUCCCCAGGGACUUUUAGUAGUUUUUAUGAAUAAAGAAUGAUACAUGUGUUCACAGCGCUCAUUUCUGCAAGUAGCUGUUAUUUACACACAUCUGCUUUUACUUACUGCAUGAAAACAUCCUCUACUACUUUUAAAGAAUAUCCAGCAUAAACUUGAUUUGAAGCAAAUAGUCAUUAGAUGAGGAUAAUAUUUAAGACAAUGGGACCCUAUAGAGCCAUUUACAGUUUCUUUAUUGCAUUAUUUAUGCUCCUACACACAGUAUCAUGAUCCAUCUUAAUUGAACUCUGCAGUGAGUCUUUGUUUAUUGGUUCUUGCCUUGAGAAAGGGGUGGGUGACAAGGGUGGUGAUGGUAGGGUUUAGUCUAUAGGUGAGGCCUGUGGCAUUUUUCAGGAUUUACACAAUAACAAAUAAGACUCAAAUCACAGCUUCAUAAUCUGUAGAGAACAGAUUGGUAGAACAAGAGCAUUUACUGCGCAGGUAUGUAGAUGAUGUGGUUUGAUAUUGCAAUAAAAUAAGAGGGAAUGCCUCCAACUGUUGACAAACAGUAAUUAUUUUAUCAGCGUUUUGAAUUGAUUUUGAAAAAUGCUUAUUGUUGUAAUCUCUAAACAUGGACGACAGGCUGUGUAUGCCCUCCAUUCAAUAAUUAUUACCGCUAGGAAGAGUAGAACAUAUCAGAAAUUUGGGUAUUGAAUAACUUUGUGAGGAAAUAUUGCACAACAUAACGACGGAAAAAAACAAAACUUGAUGACUAUAAUUUAAUGCUAAGUAACAGGUACCUAGAAUUUUUAGUGCAAGAGGGAGGAAGAAGCAAUUUAUAUUGUAAUUAAAAAUAAAAUAAGGUCGAGUGUUUGAGGUAUUCUUAGUCCAGAUGUUUGUACACUAGUAGGUUAAUUCUAAAGAAAAUAUUGCAUAAUGCCGCUGUCGGAUGAAAACCUAUUUUUAAAAUGACCCCUUGUAUUUUAGAAGCCUGGAUAUCAAGUGGAUGUUAUUUAGGGUCAUUAAAUGCUCCCAUCAUUUAAGGAUCUUGUACAUUUUAAUCCCAUUUAAAAAAAAAUAAAUAAAAAAAUAGAGAUUCAAAAACUGGAUUUUCUUGCGACAGCAGUAAUGUUAUUUGUCAUUAGGAUUUAUUUAACCAACCACUACUUCUGUCAGUAUUUCUCAAUUAAACUUUUGUUUUUCUUCUUCUUCUUUCCCUCUGGUCAAUUGAGCAUAAUGGGUAUGCAUAAUAUUCAGGUGUAUUUCACUAUAGCAUUGGAUCUCUAAGUUUUAAAAAAUGCAGUAUAUUUAUACAGCAAGUGGUACAGUAAUGUAUUUCUAGCUAAGCAUGGUUGCAUCAGUGUGGCAGCUACUGUUUGUGCUUUUAAUAUAUAUUUUUUUUACCUCCUCUUCUGCAUAAUUGUCCUUUUUACAUAUCUGUUGCUGACGGGGGGAGAAGUUAAGAUGAGGUCUGUAAAUGAAGUUAGGACUUAGGAAAGCAUUUUUGGUUGGCUGAAGGAGGAUACCAUUAUGCUCCUUUUUUAAAAACCAUCUUUGCUCUCCAUUUCUGCUCUGUGGGUGCAAAGAUAUUUUGAAUGAUCAGUUGAAACCCUGAGCCUCAACGCCCUUUGUUCUAUGCCAUAUUUCACAAACUGUUGUUCAGUAAAUAACUUUCUUUUCCUAAGUAAACUUGUGAAUUCUGAGUCCUUGUUAAAUCUAGCUCCCUGUGAAUCUUGUUUUCAACGUACUGUUCUAUUUCUCACAUUGUUGUUGAUGCAUAUUGCCUGUCUCACUCUUAUCUUUCUGACUGUAUCCUCCCGUGUGUAUCCCUUUUUUGUCUCUCUGUGCCACGAGCCCACUCAGAGGACAUUUUGCAUCCCUCCAAGCAUCAAAACUACUUUUGUUUUUAUAACAUUCAGGGAUGCAAAAUGUCAGAUCAUGUGUACUGCUCCCUCCACUCUUCAGCUUUUCUUUUAACCCUCUGCUCUCAAACUGUCAUCUUUUCUUGGCCAUUAUGCGCGAUCAGUCUGACCUUUGCAACCCUCACUACCCUGUCUAAGUAGCAGUCAUAUUGAAUGAUAUGAUAAGUCAUUAAAUUUGUGUCAGCAAUGGUUAUAAUCUGCUGUAUUGCCUGUUUAAACACUAGAGGUCACCAGUGACAAAGUCUGGGAUUGGCAACACCAAGAUUUCAAGGCUGUGGGCCAACAUGAAAUAUAAAAAAGUCUCAUUUGAUUUAAGUGACUAUGAGCAGCUGUUUUGAGCACUGAGAUAUUUGAAGGAAAAAAAAAACUUUUCCAAAUUAAAUGUUUCUGUUAGAAAAUUUACAGAAAUGAAACAACAAGAUGCUAACUAUUAUUAUUUUUGUGGUGUAAACACUUCCUAAUAGGAGGAGUCAAUUAUUUGAGAUGGUAAUAAAAGGGGAAUUGUCCCUUUUUUGUGGACAGUGGACCGGUGCUCCAAAAAAACUGUAAUUCAGUUUUUUUGAAUGGAGUAGUUAAAGGAAAAACGACUCAGAGCAGUUUUUUUCAGGGUGGUGAAACUACAAUAUCCAUUUCACUCCAUUCCUUGCCUCUCAUUUAUUUAAAUUUGCACUUAAGUGAAAAUGGACAGUCGAACACUUCAGUGUUUAGGGGAGAAAAGCAAAGUUGUCUUAAUCAUGGUCUUUUAUAAUCUUUUUUUAAAAAACUUUCCUCUAUCUACAUUUCCAAGCAUUGAAAAGCGGUAACUUUAAUGAUAAUUUCUGACUUCUUUUGGGGGUUUUUUCACUAUAUUUUUUUACUAUAUUAUUUCACUUUGAUAGUGAAAAUGCGACAGAACCAUUCAUAACACCUCUCUCCUCUCCUUCCAUCUUCACUCUCUCCCCCCUUCUUCUUUUUUGCCUUGCAGUUGCUAAGUCUUAGUUUUUUUCAUGAAUAUAAAUUAAAACACUACUAUCACAGUGAAUAGUAGGCUCUUAAAUGUCUUUGAUGUUCUGCUGCAGCUUUUUAAUUUCAAUUUGUCAGAGAUAUUUCUUAGUUUAAUUUGACACUAAAUGUGAUGCAAAAAGUGGAAAUUCCUUGUCUUCCAAAAGAAAAAAGAAAAAAAAGCGUACUUGUAUCCCCCAACCGGAUCAAGUAUUAGGAACAACCCCAUCUUUGGAAGUUUUAGUUUGGUACCCAGUUUGCACAUGCUAUGGUAUAUCUGUUACCGUAAGGUUGUGUUUGAAACUGAAGCCCAACGUCUGUUCAGCGUUGAGAGAAGUGAAUUGUAUGUUAGCUAUUUGGUCCAGAGUGAAGGACCUGCGUCAGGCUUGUGAUAUGAAGUGUAAAUCUGUUUUUAAUUUGUUUUUUUAUGUUUUUUUUUCUUUUUGUUGUUGAGGGUUUUUUUUUUUUUUUAAAGAUCAGUUAGUGAUCUUAGUACUAUAACUAAGCCAAGUUUGUAAUUGUAUAUUUACUGUAAAAUGUAGAACAUUGAAUAACUAUUAAAAUUUUCCUA